GGCACCGGGCAGUUAUGGGUGAUGAGUCAGUACCAUUUUUGCUGGACCAAGGAACCACUAAAACAUAUCAAAUACCUAUUAGUCAUCUGGACUACAAAUUCAUUGAAAAAUGCACAGAUGUUAAGCAUCUGGAAAAGAUUCUCAGAGUAUUAAGGUCUGGUGAAGAGGGAUGUUACCCUGAACUUACGUUGGUUUGUGAAAAGCGUAUUGAGCAUUUAGAUCCAAAGAGCAGAGCUCUGAGAACAGAUAAGCCUGCAGCCACAGCUUCUGAUUUCACAGCUGAGGAGUGGGAAACAAUUAAUGAUGAGCUGAUGAGCUGGCUGACAGAAAUGAAUGAAGAUGAUAAGAAAUCACAGUUCCUGAGAACAGACACACCAAAUGAAAAUCAAGAUAACUUGCCUCCCAUUCGUUGUUCCAGCAGCUGUCUUCCUGCUAAUCAGAACAGGACACUGCAAAACAAACAAAGAAACAAGAAGAACAUUCCACGGGAUUACAGUGAAUGGGAAAAGUUCGAUGUGGAAAAGGAAUGUUCUAAAAUUGAUGAAAGCUGUGAAGAAAGUAACUCAAAAUCAAGAUUCUUCAAUAGGCCAAGUCUGCCUAUUAUCAAAAAUACAAUAGACACAACUGGAAUGACAAAGAGAGAGAAAAUCUUUGUUGCUACUCGUGAAAAAGAAAAGGGCAAUGAAGCCUUUGCCAUUGGCGAUUAUAUGGAAGCAGUGACAUAUUACACUCGGAGUAUAUCAGUAAUACCGACUGCAGCUGCAUAUAACAACAAAGCUCAAGCAGAAAUCAAACUUCAGGACUGGGACAGUGCUUUGCAGGAUUGUGAGAAGGUACUAGAUAUGGAACCUGGCAACAUAAAAGCUCUGCUGCGCCGUGCCACUGUACACAGUCAGCUGCAGAAUUAUCAAACAGCCAUAGAGGAUCUGAAUAAAGUAUUGGGUGUUGAACCAGAAAACCCUAUAGCUAAGAAAAAUCUGCUGGAGAUUGAAGAGAAACUGAAAGGUUUAAAGCCUGUAUCUGAGAUUCAAGGCAAAGGAAAAAGAAUACUUAUUCAAGAGAUAGAGGAUUCAGAAUGUAAUGAAGAAAGAGGGGAAAAUACAGAAGAAUGUGAAAGAAGUGGUGGAGAUAAAAGAACCGCUGUGCCAGUGGCGGCCGAGGCGGCGGCGGGGGAGCCCGCGAUGGGCAACGCGCACAGAAAGUUCCGUAGCAAAGGAGGCGGCGGUAAGGCGGAGGGCAGAGAGAAGCAGAAGCAGAAGGAGCCCACUGAGAGCGGAUUAAAAAAAGACACAGCAGAGGAGAAACCAGGAAAGCAUUUGUCAGACCACGAAGGCGAAGUUAAUGGCUAUUUACACACUGAUCAGAAGAGUGAAAGCUCUGAGUCUGGGAGCUCCAGAUGGUAUACCGCAGGGUCUCAGUGGGCUGGUGGUGCCAGUCCUACUUCGCUUCCUGCUAUUGCAGCAAAACUAAAAAGUGAAGGAAACGAGUUAUUUAAGAGUGGACAGUUUGGAGAAGCUGUGCUCAAAUACUCGGAAGCAAUUGAAUAUGUCGUUGGUCUAGGAGAACGAAGUCCAGAUGAUUUAAGUAUCUUGUACUCAAACAGAGCAGCAUGUUACCUCAAAGAAGGGAACUGCAGUGACUGCAUUCAGGAUUGUAACAGAGCUCUGGAGCUUCAACCAUUUUCCCUUAAGCCUCUUCUGCGACGAGCAAUGGCAAAUGAGUCAAUGGAGCGGUAUCGACAGGCAUACAUUGAUUAUAAAACAGUCCUACAAAUAGACAGCAGCAUCCAAGCAGCAAAUGAUAGUGCUAAUAGAAUAACAAAGACUUUAAUAGAUCAGGAUGGUCCCAGUUGGAGGGAGAAACUGCCACCAAUUCCAGCUGUUCCAGUUGCUGCUCAGUUACACAGGUGGGAUGGAGGAAACUUCACUUCAGAGAAUAAGCCAGAAAGUACUGUAGAUGUCAACAGAGAAGAACAAUUGGAAAUGAAUUGUGAGGAAGCUAUGGAGAAAUUCAAGAGAUUGAAAAAUGAAGGGAAUGAUUUUGUAAAAAUGGGGGAAUAUGACGAAGCUAUAAAUAAAUACAGUGAAUGCAUGAAGUUAAAUGCUGAGGAAUGUACGGUCUACACUAACAGAGCUCUCUGUUACUUGAAACUGUAUAAAUAUGAAGAGGCUAAGCAGGAUUGUGAUCAUGUUCUUCAGAUAGAAGAUUCUAAUAUUAAAGCUUUUUAUAGAAGAGCACUAGCGUACAAAGGAUUACAGAAUUAUCAAGCCAGUGUUGAUGAUUUCAACAAGGUACUUCUGAUAGAUCCAAAUGUUCUUGAAGCACAAAAGGAACUAGAGGAGGUAACCCAACUGCUUCACCUUGACAGCAGUGCUGGAGCUGGCAGUCCACAAAAGCAAAGGAAGAAAGUAACCAUACAAGAGGUGACUGGACAUGAUGAACAGGAAGAGAGACAGUUUGCUACAUCAGAUGAUGUUGUGACUGAUCACGUUACUUCCAAAGAAGCAGUUCAAAAGAAUGUGCCACUGAAGUCCUCUGAGAAACUGCGCAUUUGUGAACCAUCUAAUGCCUAUGACUUUGGUCAGAUUAUAAAUGCAGUGAAUGCCAAUAAGGAUUAUGCUGCUUGUGCAGAUCUUUUAACAAUUACUGAUCCGAAAAAAUUGCCAGUGCUGCUGAGUAACAAACUUGAAGGAGAAAUCCUUCUGAUAUUUAUCCAGUCAUUGGAACAUUAUGUAGCUGGAAAAGAUCCUGGCCUUGUAUAUCAGCACCUUUUCUACUUGAGCAAAGCAGAAAGAUUUAAGGUGGUGUUGGCCCUUCUUAGCAAAAAUGAAAAAGAAGAAGUGCAGCAACUGUUUGACUUACUUUCAGAAAACCAGAGUGAUCAGUACUCAUUGGAAGAUCUUGAGAGCCUUAAAAAGGUUUAUGAACUUUAAGAAGUUAAAGUUUAUUGUCUGCAUGUGGAUAGUUCAUGUGUAAAAGAUGGAUCUAUGAUCUGCAGACUUGAAUGAGUUCAAGUGGGUCUUUACCUGGAGUGCUGAAAUUUUAUUUUGUUUUGACAGCGUAUGCACAUUUAAAACUUGCUGCUCUUCUUUUCUUGUAGUUGUAUACAUCUCUAGAACUUAAUGCAUGCCUGUGUUCAGUAACAGAGUUCAUUUUAUUUGGCAUACUGAUUUUAUUUAGACUGUAUUAAUUAUAUAUAGAAAAAUAUGUUUUACAUUAUAUAUAUAUAAUGUGAAUUAUCUUGAUGGUGCAAUAGAUACAUACACUUUUAGUCAUCACUUGUUAUAUCAUUUGGUGAGUUCUAAGUUCUUGAGAUAAAGAAGUGAGAUAAAUGGGUCAGUUAGCAGUAGUUUUGCUAAAAUAAGUUUACAAAAAGUAUUAACACUUUUCAGAUAAACUACUACAGGCCACCUCUUUCUUUGGUAUCCCUGGUCUAUACAAAACAGAUUUAAAUAUUUUGGCACAAUACAACUUAGUAGCAAAGGUGAAUGAAUAAUAUAUUAGCUUGUCAUGGAACUCUUUGAAACAAAAUUGUUAAACAUUGGGCAUGUUUUAACAAAUGAAUAAUUUUUAGUGCACAGAGAAUUACUUUUUUUUCUGUGUGUGCUGAAGGACUGCU
This is a messenger RNA of Manacus vitellinus (golden-collared manakin), 3619 nucleotides long. RefSeq names its product sperm associated antigen 1 (gene SPAG1). Gene Ontology annotation, biological process: axonemal dynein complex assembly. Gene Ontology annotation, molecular function: protein binding. The record is from RefSeq and is a predicted model, not a curated record. The transcript has 19 exons. Lineage: Eukaryota; Metazoa; Chordata; Aves; Passeriformes; Pipridae. The coding region runs from base 15 to 2933 and encodes 972 amino acids. Gene Ontology annotation, cellular component: cytosol.